AUGGCCUCUCAAAUCAGCAAGAAGCGCAAGUUUGUCGCAGACGGUGUGUUCCGUGCCGAACUCAACGAAUUCUUCACCCGUGAACUCGCAGAAGAGGGCUACUCUGGCUGUGAUGUCCGAGUAACUCAUGCUCGCACGGAGAUUAUCAUCCGUGCAACACACACUCAGGAAGUCCUUGGUGAAAAGGGCCGUCGUAUCCGUGAACUCACUGCUCUGGUCCAGAAACGAUUCAAGUUUCCCGAAAACUCGCUUGAACUAUACGCUGAGAAGGUUCAGUACCGUGGACUCUCCGCCGUAGCCCAAUGCGAAUCUCUCCGCUACAAGCUUCUCGGUGGUCUUGCUGUUCGUCGUGCAUGUUACGGUGUCCUUCGUUUCGUCAUGGAGUCUGGUGCGAAGGGAUGCGAAGUUGUGGUGUCUGGCAAGCUCCGUGCUGCCCGUGCUAAAUCGAUGAAGUUCACCGAUGGAUUUAUGGUUCACUCCGGUCAGCCUGCGCGUGACUUCGUGGACUAUGCAUACCGUCAUGUACUACUUAAGCAGGGUGUGCUCGGUAUUAAAGUUAAAAUUAUGAAGGGAUGGGAUCCGGAAGGCCAGAUCGGCCCGAAGAAACCUUUGCCUGACUCGGUUCAGAUCUUGGACCCGCCGAUUGACAAGAUAGUUGCCGAGCCAACUUCCGAUCAUCGCGAGCAAGCUGCAGUCGUAACAGCGCCUCAAGCUGAGGAACCUGCAUAUCAGCAGGGUGAGGGAGGGUUCGACCAAUCUGCAGACCAAUUCCAGGGUGGUCAAGCGCCUUUCUGA
This is a messenger RNA of Fomitiporia mediterranea MF3/22, 795 nucleotides long. Its product is annotated as ribosomal protein S3. The transcript has 3 exons. NCBI's taxonomy places the organism in Eukaryota, Fungi, Basidiomycota, Agaricomycetes, Hymenochaetales, Hymenochaetaceae. The record is from RefSeq and is a predicted model, not a curated record. Gene Ontology annotation, biological process: translation. Gene Ontology annotation, molecular function: structural constituent of ribosome; RNA binding. Gene Ontology annotation, cellular component: nucleus; cytosolic small ribosomal subunit. The coding region runs from base 1 to 795 and encodes 264 amino acids.